GAUCAUCAUGAUGAAGCUGAUCCUUUCUCUGACUCUCAUCUGGGCGCUCUCCAGCACAGCUGGAGCACUUCAGUGUCUACGCUGCGCAAAUCUGCAGUGUUCAAGCACAGUACCAUUAACAUGUUCUUCAGAGACCAUGUGUGCGACAGCUACCAUCCAAUCAAAUAUAUCUGGAACUUCAUUAAAGCAAAUCGUGAAGGCGUGUGCACCAUCCUCCGUGUGUCCAGCUACAGGCCCUCAGACAUUAUCGUUUAACGUGGGUGUUUUGCAGGCAGUUGCAUCUCUUCAGUGCUGCAACAGAGAUAACUGCAACACAGAAACUCUACCUAUCCCUUCUGCUCAGCCAAACAGCCUAAAGUGUUUCACUUGUAACGCCACCACCUCUCAAUGCAACUCAUCUCAAUUACAAUGUAAGGGAGUGGAGGACCGCUGCUUUAAAUUGAAUG
Molecule: messenger RNA, 446 nt
Organism: Micropterus dolomieu (smallmouth bass)
Lineage: Eukaryota; Metazoa; Chordata; Actinopteri; Centrarchiformes; Centrarchidae
Product: phospholipase A2 inhibitor gamma subunit B-like
Exons: 4
Source: RefSeq, a predicted model, not a curated record